Purpureocillium lilacinum is the source of this 1440-nucleotide messenger RNA. RefSeq lists its product as uncharacterized. Gene Ontology annotation, molecular function: glycosyltransferase activity. Gene Ontology annotation, cellular component: membrane. Lineage: Eukaryota; Fungi; Ascomycota; Sordariomycetes; Hypocreales; Ophiocordycipitaceae. The record is from RefSeq and is a predicted model, not a curated record.
AUGGGCCUCCUCAGCGCGGCAUUCUGCUUCGCCAUGUACAAGCUCCCGCGGCGGGCGCGCCGGCGCCUGGGCCUGGCGGCGCUGCUGCUCGCGCUGGCCCUCAGCGUCUGCUACCUCGCUCUGCCGCCCGACGCGGGCGUGCGCCUGGCGCUGGGCUUCAACGCGUCGCGCGCGGCCAACUACCUGCGCGGCAAGGCCACGGGACGGGACGCCUGGCUGCGCGGGCCGGCGCGGCACCGCGUCGACCUGCGCAGCGAGGUCGGCUACCUGAUCAAGACGGGCUACGGGACGCGCCACCGCGUGCCGGCGCAGCUCGAGGCGCUGGCGCGCGCCGGCAGCGGCACGGGCGGCGUUCUGGGCGACGAGGGGAGGGGCUUCCUCGUCGUGGGCGACUGGACCACGGUCAACGAGACGGAUUCCAAGAGGAUGGGCGUCGAGGUCCACGACGCCAUCCGCAUGGUCAUGGAGACCAAGAUUGACGACGCGCACGCCGAGCACCAGCGCUUCGCAAAGUACAGGACCCUGCAGGGCGCGGUGGCCGCCGGCGACGAGGAAAAGGCCCUGGAGCUGGGCCGCAGCUACGGCUGGGAGCUCGACGCCCUCAAGUUCAUCAUGGGCCUAGAGUUUGCGCACAUGCGCCUCCCGCACAAGAAGUGGUACAUCAUCCUCGACGACGACACGUACGUGGUCAAGGAGUCGCUCGAGCUGCUGCUCAGCCACCUGGACCCCAAGGAGCCGCAGUACAUCGGCAACGCGGUGGGCGACUGGCGGGGGCGGUUCGCGCACGGGGGCUCGGCGGUGCUGCUGUCGGGCGCGGCCAUGAAGGCGCUCUUCGACCGGCGCGACGUGGUGGCGGCGGCGUACCGCGAGUCGCUCGACGAGACGUGGGGGGACCGGCUCGUCGCGACGACGCUGCAGAAGGUGGGCGUCAUCCUCGACGAGCGCUACUGCCACUACUUCAACGGCGAGGCGCCGCGCGUGACGCGCAUCCGCGCCGACCGCGUGUGCUCGCCCAUCGUGUCGUUCCACGGGCUGCGCGCCGAGGGCGCCAUGACCGAGACGGGGCGCCUGUUUGCCGGCGUCGCCGGGCCGGUCGUCUGGGGCCAGCUGUGGGAGCUGUACGGGCGACGGACCGGCGCGGCGGGAGGAGCCGGCGCCGGCAGCGGCACCGGGUCCGGGUCCCGGGACCAUGUGGGGCCGCGGGACGACCGUGUCAAGACGUGGAAGGGCGUGCGGGACGAGGCCGAGUGCGAGCGCAGGUGCGACAAGAACGGCUGGUGUCUCGCGUGGACGCACGACGCGGGCGCGGGCGAGUGCCACGGGAGCCCGUGGAUGGUCGUGGGGGGGGAAGACCAGAGCGGCGACGGACGGGCGACUUCGUCCGGGAUCAACUGGAAGAGGAUGAAGCCGCUGAUGGAGCAAUGCCAGCUCGCGGUGUAA